Molecule: messenger RNA, 2140 nt
Organism: Aspergillus saccharolyticus JOP 1030-1
Lineage: Eukaryota; Fungi; Ascomycota; Eurotiomycetes; Eurotiales; Aspergillaceae
Product: pseudouridine synthase DEG1
Exons: 1
Coding region: 200-2050 (616 amino acids)
Biological process (GO): mRNA pseudouridine synthesis; tRNA pseudouridine synthesis
Cellular component (GO): cytoplasm; nucleus
Molecular function (GO): pseudouridine synthase activity; RNA binding
Source: RefSeq, a predicted model, not a curated record
CCACCUCCGCGAGAACUUCGAUUCCCGCCGCUCAACAUCCUCUUUCCUUACGGGUAUGCGGAGUCUCCAAGGAAGUUUUCGCACCUUCUGGACUCGCGCUCAAGACUUUACUACUGUUCACAAAGCACAUCCCAAAGUUGCUCCUUUCCACUGCUUCGCUCGUUCCCUAGCCCAGGUCGACUUCUCCCCGCUGCAAACCAUGUCGGAGCAGCAGCAGCAGCAGCAACCCUCGCAAACGCUGGCGCAGGCAGCCUCCGGCUCCUCGAAAGAUCAACCGGACUACUCAACAUGGCCCACCUCUAGUCUGAUUGCCCGAAUUACUGAGCUCGAGCGCCAACUGCACUCCCGCACGGCCGAGUACGCCGCAUCGCCUGGGGAGCAUCCUCCCGCGGGUGCCGAUUCCCAGAGCACUGCGGACAUUCUCAAACAGCAAAAAGACAAGACCGAAACAAAACUUGCCAAUUCGCCGUCUCCUUCGACAGCAAAGAAAGGAGCUCAGCAACGGCCGCCCAAGCCGAAGAAAGUGCGUCGGGAAAUCGACCCCUCCAAGUACAACACGCGCUUCAUCGCGCUGAAAUUCGCAUACCUUGGACAGCGGUAUAACGGGUUGGAACAUGCAAACGGCAAUGCCACUCCGCUGCCGACCAUCGAGGAGGAACUUUACAAGGCGUUGCGCAAGACGCGCUUGAUCUUUCCCAACGAUACGUCUGGGGACGACGAAUUCGUUGAGAGUUUCGCGCCCCGUGAGGUCAAGCCCUACUGGAUCAAUUGGGAUGGAUGCCAGUACUCCAAGGCCGGCCGCACGGAUCGCGGCGUGAGCGCCUUCGGGCAGGUGGUCGGCAUCAGAGUGCGCAGUACGCGGCCGAUGCGCAAGACGGAUGCGCAGAAUCCGGACACAGCCAUGGAAAAUACGGAGGAGGCGGACGAGGGUUGGGACCACAUCAAGGAUGAGCAUCCCUAUGUUAGCAUGUUGAACAAGGUCCUACCGCAGGAUAUCAGAAUCCUCGCGUGGUGUCCCAACCCCCCUGAAGGAUUUGAUGCUCGUUUCUCCUGUGGAGAACGCCACUACAAGUACUUUUUUACUCAGCCCGCCUUCUCCCCAACUCCUGGACCUUACGGGUUCAUGUCCCGUGCCAAUGAUGGAACGAACGCUAGGCCGAAAUACAGAGAAGGUUGGUUGGACAUUGAGGCGAUGCGCGAAGCCGCCAAAUACUUCGAGGGUACACACGACUUCCGCAACUUCUGCAAGUUGGACGUUACUAAACAGAUCGAGUCCUUCCAGCGCGAUAUCUUCCGUGCUGACAUUGAGUUACUCGAUGCCAAAAACACCCCGCUGGGGUAUGUCAACGACCCAGAAUUCCGCGCUGUUGAAGGCGAGCAGGAGACCAGGUCCUCUGAUGAGCCUACACCCACUUCUGCUAAGGUUUAUGUCUUCAAUCUAGAAGGAUCUGCUUUCCUGUGGCAUCAAGUUCGUCACAUGGUCAGCGUACUGUUUCUAGUUGGCCAGGGUCUCGAACCCCCGACCAUUGUGCAUGACUUGUUAGAUGCGUCCAAGAACCCGCGCAAGCCUACUUAUGAGAUGGCAUCUGACGCUCCUCUGGUCCUUUGGAACUGUGUCUACCCUGAUAAGCAGAGCGGUCGCCGUGAAGAUACCUUGGAGUGGAUCUAUGCAGGUGAUAUCAGGCAGAUUAAGUCCCAUCUUGGCAAGGGUGGUGGCAAGUUCGGUCUCGGUGGCAUCGUCGAGGAGCUCUGGGCUGUUUGGAGACAGCGUAAGAUCGACGAAAUACUAGCCGGUACACUGCUUGACCUGGCCGUCAGUCAGGGAGAUCGAAGCAUCGUCACUGACGGAGGAGUCAACCCGGUAUGGGAGCGGAAGAACCGAGGACAGAAAGUGUUCCUAGGUGACAACGAAUCCAGAACAGGCGGUGAUUAUAUCCCAGUCAUGCAAAAGCGCAAAACGGAGCUUGUGGAAGUUCAGAACGCGCGGUGGCUGGCCGCCAAACAAAGAAAGACGGAGGCUGGUGCGAAGCCCUCCAAGAUGGAGAUGUAGAUAGAGAUGGUUCUUUUACCCACCCCAGCAAUAUUGCAUCCACACGCUGAGCGAUAGUCAUGGCGUGUGCUUUCAUGAUACGAGUCUUUC